Apiotrichum porosum is the source of this 1563-nucleotide messenger RNA. RefSeq lists its product as uncharacterized. Lineage: Eukaryota; Fungi; Basidiomycota; Tremellomycetes; Trichosporonales; Trichosporonaceae. Gene Ontology annotation, biological process: proteolysis. The coding region runs from base 1 to 1563 and encodes 520 amino acids. The transcript has 3 exons. The record is from RefSeq and is a predicted model, not a curated record. Gene Ontology annotation, cellular component: cytoplasm. Gene Ontology annotation, molecular function: manganese ion binding; metalloaminopeptidase activity.
AUGUCGUCUAUCGCCAUGACCCCCGUUCCCAUCGCGCUCCCCACCGUUACCAAGAUCACCUCGGUCGCGCCCAGCAGCGGCCCCAUUUCGGGCGUUGACGCUGUCGUGAUCGGUGUCGCCAGCACCACCGAGGCUGGUCCUCGUCUUGUCGGCGACGCCCAGGCCUUUGCCGGCGAUCGCGCUGCCACCCUGGCCGGUCAGCUCGGCAAGCUUGGCUUCAAGGGCAAGUCGUGCUCCGUCCUCGCGCUCCCCGGUGCUGAGAACGACCCGGCUCCCGUCCUCCUCUUUGUCGGUCUUGGCGAGGAGCCCGAGCAGGGCUUCAAGCCCGAGACCCUCCGUCGCGCGGCCGGCGCUGCCACUCGCGCUGCUGGCGCCGCCGAGCACAAGACUGUCGCUGUCAUCCUCCCCACCAGCACGGCCGAGACCCUCGCCGCUGUCACCGAGGGCGCGAGCCUCGGCGCGUACGCCUGGACUGCGUACAAGACCAAGGACACCACCACGCCUGUUGCCGCCAUCCAGAUUGUGACUGCUGGCGACGCCGAGGUUGUUCGCCGUGCCGAGGUUACCGCCCGCCGCGUCAAGAACGCGCGUGAGCUCGUCAACAUUCCCGGUUCGGACCUCUUCCCCUCCAGCUUUGCCCAGCACGUCGUCGAGUCGGCCAAGGGCAUCGAGGGUGUCAAGGUCGAGGUGUGGGACGAGAACAAGCUGCGCGCCGAGAAGAUGGGUGGCCUCGUCGGCGUUGGCCAGGGUUCCGUCCACCCCCCUCGCCUCGUCAAGGUCGCGUACACUCCCAGCAACGCCAACGCCAAGCACCUCUCGAUCGUCGGCAAGGGUAUCACGUUCGACACUGGAGGUAUCUCGCUCAAGCCCUCGCCCAAGAUGUGGGAGAUGAAGGGCGACAUGGGCGGCGCCGCCGCUACCGUCCAGGCCGUCCUCGCCGCUGCCGAGCUCAAGGUCCCUGUGCGCGUCACCGGCUGGCUCUGCCUUGCCGAGAACAUGCCCAGCGGCACCGCCCUCAAGAACGGUGAUGUCAUUCGCCAGCGCACCGGCACGACCGUCGAGGUCCACAACACCGACGCCGAGGGCCGUCUGGUCCUCGCUGACGGUCUCGCCGUGGCACAGGCGUCGGCUACCGGCUACGGUACCGAGGACGCCGAGCCCGACCUCUUGCUCGACAUUGCCACUCUUACCGGCGCCCAGAUGGCCGCGCUCGGCACGCGCACCGCGGGCCUCAUGGGCGACGACAAGGCCAUCAAGGCCGUGGAGCGCGCCGCGGCCGCCAGUGGCGAGCCCUUCUGGGCCAUGCCCUUCCCCGAGGAGCUCCUCGAGGACAUGAAGAGCACCACCGCCGACCUCAAGAACAUUGGUUCGGUCCCUUACGGCGGUAUGCUCAAGGCCGGUGUUUUCCUGCAGCAGUUUGCCGGCAAGCAGGGCAACUGGGCCCACCUGGACAUUGCCGGUCCAGCCGCCAACUCGGGCGCUCCCUGGGGUUACACCCCGACCGAGGGUUCCGGCUUUGGAACCAUGACGCUGCUCAAGGUCGCCGAGCAGCUCGGUGCUUGA